This is a messenger RNA of Pangasianodon hypophthalmus (striped catfish), 3550 nucleotides long. It is a transcript of the gene l3mbtl1, whose product is annotated as L3MBTL histone methyl-lysine binding protein 1. Gene Ontology annotation, biological process: regulation of DNA-templated transcription. Gene Ontology annotation, cellular component: nucleus. The record is from RefSeq and is a predicted model, not a curated record. Gene Ontology annotation, molecular function: protein binding; zinc ion binding. NCBI's taxonomy places the organism in Eukaryota, Metazoa, Chordata, Actinopteri, Siluriformes, Pangasiidae.
UUAUUAUUAUUAUUAUUUAAUUUUAUCAGUUUGCUGUUAGAGCUGAGGUCUGAGCCUUAAGAAGAAUGGUACUCACUCGUCUUCAGUGGCAUAUGGAAGUGUUUAUGCAGCACAGCCGGUUUCUUGACAAUGUAUUUUAUUUAUUUAAUUUAUUUCUAUGGAAGAGUGUGUUCUCGGGUGAGAAGUGACGCGCAUGCGCAGUAGAGCUCUCCCGCAGCAGGACGGAGCGCUGCGUCUUGUCAUGACCUCCAAAGCGGAUGUGGAAAUCCUGCCAAAAGAUGCAGAUGCUCCUCAGCGGCCGAGACACCAGAACACCACCGCCAUCCUCUUACCAGCUUCCCCUCAUCCGCUGCCGAAAGUGGACGUGUCCCAAACCACGGCAAAGGAAGUGACCCAGGUGGGCGGGACGUGCAGCAUCGUCCACGUUCUGGAGUGGAAAGAGGGAAUGGCGAUUCUGCCAGGCAGCAACCUGAAGCUGUGUGUGAGCGACAGCGGCACUCUGGAGGUGAUCAGUCAGGGGAAAAUGAGCUCAGCAAACCCUCUGGCUGAUGGAGCUGCAACCAAAGUCGUGGAUGGAGAACCCAAACAGGCGGUGAAACCCGGGACAGAUCCUUCAGCAGAUGUCCAGGCCGCGUGUGUCGAUGGCGGUCGGCUCAUUAAAGUUAACUCAGAGGUCCAGGAGAACUCGGUUCUGCACAAGAACAGCGAUCAGAUGAUGAAACGCACCUACACCGAGGAGCUCCGGCGAGAUCCAGCACCUGACAGUCUGACAGGAAGUGAGAGGGGUUUGGAAGCAGGAGUGAUGUCUCGCGACCCGGAACUCCUGAAGCCGAUGAAGAAGAGGAGGAGGAGGGAUUAUUUAAGCCCCUCUGAGGAAGACUCCGAGCCUGAGCCGAUGGAAGGGAAAGCUGAAGAUCUAAAAACAGAAGGACAAGAAAAAACAGGAACAGACGCUAAAGCCGAGUCGUGGUCGUGGGCGCAGUAUCUGGACGAGCAGAAGGCCGUUGCAGCUCCGGCCAAACUCUUCCAGGAGUCACAGCGAGUUCCUGAAAGUCCCAACAACUUUAAUCAGGGCAUGAAGUUGGAAGGUAUCGACCCCCAACAUCCCUCCAUGUACUUCGUCCUGACUGUGGCUGAGGUUUGUGGUUACAGAUUACGGCUCCAUUUUGACGGUUACUCGGACUGCCAUGACUUUUGGGUCAACGCUAACUCCCCUGAUAUUCACGCUCCGGGCUGGUGUGAGAGCACAGGACACAAACUACACACUCCUAAAGGGUAUAAGGAAGAGGAGUUUUCUUGGUCCAGCUAUUUGAAGCUCACCAAAGCACAAGCCGCCCCGAAGGAAUUGUUCACCAACCCGGGCAACAUCGAGACGGACGAGGAACACGGUUUCCAGGUCGGCUUAAAGCUGGAAGCUGUGGACCGCAUGAACCCGUCUCUCAUCUGCGUCGCCACGGUGACGGACAUCGUGGGCAAACGAUUUCUUGUGCACUUCGACAACUGGGAUGAUACGUACGAUUACUGGUGCGAUGCCCGAAGUCCGUACAUUCACCCCAUUGGCUGGUGUAAAGAGAGAGGCCUCGCCCUCACACCUCCACAAGAUUAUCCCGAGCCGGGUCGGUUCUCCUGGGAGCGUUACCUGGACGAGACCGGAUCCACAGCGGUGCCUGCGGACGCUUUUACAGUGCGUCCUCCUCACGGCUUCCAGGUGAACAUGAAGCUGGAGGUGGUGGAUAAGAGGAGUCCGGCGCUGAUCCGUGUGGCCAGCGUACAGGAAGUGGACACGCACAGGAUUAAAAUCCAUUUUGACGGUUGGAGUCAUGUGUAUGACGAGUGGGUGGACUCGGAUCAUCCUGAUAUUCACCCUGUAGGAUGGUGUGAGAGCACGGGUCAUCCUCUAAAACCUCCUCCCUCGAUCCCGCCCAGCGUCCCGCCGCCUGGUCCGAGGGAAACCGCAGCUGCAGCUCCGCCCAGUUUCACCUCAACGCCGUGUAAAAGCGGCCCGAAUUCCCGCAGCAACUCCAAAUACAGCUUCCACAACAGGAAGUGCCCUACUCCUGGGUGUGAUGGCUCAGGUCAUGUGACCGGACGUUUUACAGCGCAUCACUGUAUAUCUGGCUGCCCGUUGGCUGAGAGGAAUCAGGGGCGGGUCAAAAUGGACCUAUCGGAUACAGAGGGAUCCAAACGCAACCUCCUAGUCUUUGGCCAGCGGGCUAAAAAGUCUCGCUACCAUGGCAGGAUUGGACGCCCUCCGAAAUAUCGAAAGAAUCAACCACGAGCCUAUCAAAACAUGACUUCGGAGAGCAUGUAUCCCUCCCUGUUCAUGUCGGCGCUGAGUGCGAGCUCAGAUCGGACGCUCUCUCUCUGCUGGGAGCAACACUGCAAGCUCCUGCCUGGUGUUGCAGGAAUUCACGCCAGUCAAGUAGCUACGUGGAGCGUAGAUGAGGUAUUCGGCUUUGUGCAGAAUCUUAUCGGCUGUGAGGAGCAGGCGCGGCUUUUCAAAGACGAAAUGAUAGACGGAGAGGCUUUUCUCCUGCUGACUCAAAUGGAUAUAGUGAAGAUCAUGAGCAUCAAGUUGGGACCAGCCCUGAAGAUCUACAACGCCAUUCUGAUGUUCAAGAGCACUGAUGAAGGACUGUAGUCGACUUUGACUCCUCAGUGCUGUGCCAUGUUCUCAUCCACCACCCAUCAUGUGUUUGGUGUUUACUGCUGUCCCCACCAGAGAGAGAGAGAGAGAGAGAGAGAGAGAGAGAGGGAGAAAGGGAACAAAAAAAAAAAAGAGACACAAACACCAGAAAAGAAAAAGUAAAGCAUAACUGAGCCCAAAUGGAUGCUGCUGUAUUUUUCCAAAAUGCUGAAUGAUAUGAAGUGUUAAAAAUGGACCAUCAUGGUUCCUCAUUCUUCUUUCUGCUACAGUCAACUCGGUAACUUCACGUCUGAGUUACGAUUUUUCCCAGAUCACAAAUUACUUUUAACAAAAAUCCAGAUUAAUAAUUCCAUUGCCCAGGGGGAAAAAAAUGAUGCUAUAACAGCAGCACUUAAUGGCGUUUGGGUCAUCGUUCUGUCGAUAUGUUUACAAAAAAAUAACACUAUUAGUCCUAUAUGGACUUUUGUAUUAGAAAUGGAAAGUUGAUAGCUAUAUUUUUAAAAAGAUUUUAGGAAUUACAUGCCUUUAUAAACAAACUAUAAUAGGAUGACAAACUUUAAAUACUCAAAACACUUUACAUAUUGAGAAUUUAAGCAGAUUUCCCUUUUACAGGAAGAAAAAGAAAUAGGAAGGAAUAGUUUGAUACAAAAUAUAAAAGGUGGUGUGGUACAUUUUCUCAUCCUGAAGUUUAAGAAUAGUUAGCUGAUGAGGUUAAACCCUAAACCCCACAGUAACGUGGCCCUCCUGCGCCCUCGUCGACUUAACAGCUGCUCCGUUACUCUGUUAGAUCCCUUAGAGGGACGAAGGAAUGAGCUGACACAGGUAGGAGAAGGACGUGCCCAGAAAUCAUUGAGAACUGAUGAUGAGCAACGUCAUUUCCAAAUCCAAAAGAAAAAAUAAAAA